UGAAUGGGUUCCGGAACCGGCGGCUGCGCCUCUUCUGUUUCUACCUGACGCUUAACAGUCGCCCAGCCUCAGAGCUCGUCAGCCUCUGGGCCACCAGGUUCAUGUGGAGGCUCCCAGGCGCCCGCUCCGCGCUUCGUGUGGUCCGUACGGCAGUGGAGCGGCACAGUCGGGCCGAGGCGGCGACUGAGACCGUGGCAGGCGCGAUGGAGCGCGCUGUGGUGCGCUGUGUGCCCUCGGAGCCUAAGCUAAGUCUGUCGUUCGCGCUGGCCGACGGCAGCCACAAGAACAUGCAGCGCGACCAGAGCGAGCCGCUGGGUCGGGCCCUCAGCCGGAUCGCUACCAAUGCCCUCAAAGGCCACGCGAAGGCGGCCGCCGCCAAGAAGAGCAGGAAGAACCGGCCAAACGCAAGCGGCGGCGUGUCCUGUGUGGGGCCUGGGCCCGAGCCGGCUGCAGCCUGCGAACCCGUGGUGAAGCUGUACUACCGGGAGGAGGCAGUGGCUGAAGACGUGCUCAAUGUGGACGCCUGGCAGGACGGUGCGGUGCUGCAGAUCGGCGAUGUCAAGUACAAGGUGGAGCGCAACCCUCCCGCCUUCACCGAGCUGCAGUUGCCGCGCUACAUCAUGGCCGGCUUCCCGGUGUGCCCCAAGCUCGGCGUCGAAUUUGGGGAUCCCGCCGGCUCCCUCUUCCGCUGGUACAAGGAAACCAAACCCGGCGCGGCAGAACCUGAGGGCGGAGGACCCUCAUCGUUGUCUCCCUCUUCGCCCUCUCCUGGUUGGACUGAGACGGGUGUGGACGAGCGCGUCUACACCCCGUCCAAUGCCGACAUCGGGCUACGGCUCAAACUUCAUUGCACCCCAGGCAAUGGGCAGCGCUUCGGGCCAAGCCGGGAGUUGGAAAGUGUGUGUCCAGUGGAGGCCGGGCCCGGCACCUGCACCUUUGACCACCGGCAUCUGUACACCAAGAAGGUGACGGACGACGCUCUCAUCCGCACUGUCUCCUACAACAUCCUGGCCGACACAUACGCUCAGACUGAGUUUUCGCGGACGGUCCUGUACCCGUACUGUGCCCCUUACGCCCUGGAACUCGACUACCGCCAGAACCUUAUCCAAAAGGAACUCACGGGCUACAACGCCGACCUCAUCUGUUUGCAGGAAGUUGACCGCAACGUGUUUACAGACAGCUUGGUGCCGGCCCUGGAGGCCUUUGGGCUGGAGGGCGUGUUUCGAAUCAAGCAGCACGAAGGCCUGGCCACUUUCUACCGGAAGUCCAAGUUCAGCCUCCUUAGCCAGCAUGACAUUGUUUUCCAUGAAGCCCUGCAGUCUGACCCACUUCACAAAGAACUGCUGGAGAAACUGGCCUUGUACCCAUCAGCGCAGGAGAGGGUGCUCCAGAGAUCUUCUGUACUUCAGGUUUCUGUUCUUCAGUCUACAAAGGACUCUUCUCAAAAGAUAUGUGUUGCUAAUACCCAUCUCUACUGGCACCCCAAAGGUGGGUACAUUCGUCUCAUUCAAAUGACAGUAGCCUUGGCUCACAUUAGACACGUCUCUUGUGAUCUGUAUCCCAGCAUACCAGUUAUAUUUUGUGGGGACUUUAAUAGUACCCCAUCAACAGGAAUGUAUCACUUUGUCGUCAGUGGCAAUAUUCCAGAGGAUCAUGAAGACUGGACUUCCAAUGGGGAAGAGGAACGAUGCAACAUGUCUCUUACCCAUUUCUUCAAACUGAAAAGUGCUUGUGGUGAACCUGCUUACACAAAUUACGUUGGUGGCUUUCAUGGAUGUCUGGAUUACAUUUUCAUUGACUUAAAUGCUUUAGAGGUUGAACAGGUGAUUCCAUUACCUACUCAUGAAGAAGUUACCACCCACCAGGCCUUACCUAGUGUUUCCCAUCCCUCUGAUCACUUAGCACUUGUAUGUGAUUUAAAAUGGAAAUAGAUUUGUGUCUGAUGGAAUUUAAAUCUGCUUUAGUAGGAAAUUUAAUAUGAAUCAAAGCUAUGUGUAACCUUCAAAGAGGAAAACUAGGCACUAAGGUAAAAUAUUCUUACCAUGCGAGUUAUGUUCUAGUGUCUUCAUUACAUGACUAUCAUAAUGGUUGCAUAAUAUAGUUUCUCUACCCUUUUUUUUCUACACUUGGAGGAAAACAUAUAUUUAUGACUAGCAAGAAGAACAUUGGGUACUUUUUAUACUUUUUUUUACUAGUAAUUAAGAAUUUUGUAAAAAAAAAUAACCAUUUGAAUGAUCCUGUAAUUUUUCUAUCAUAACACACAUUUCAAAUUAAAUCAUGUAUAUAUAAUUAGGGGGAAAGCGCAUACAAGUUAAAGUGAGAGGCUUAUUCUGACACAUGGAAGGAAUAACAUUAGGGUCUACCUCUACCUCAAUUUGGUUAGCAAUUUAAUACAACUUCAGAGCUUUAACAAAAAAUUAAAAUAUACCAUUACCAAUUCCUAUUGCUUCUCAUCUUUCAUUUUUCAGUUAUCAUAAGGCAUCUUCAUUCUCUUAGGAUUUUAAUUUUUAGUGUAUGGUACAAAUGGACAUAUUUAUAUUCCCAUUCUUACUUGCAGCUCAUUUUAACUUUCAGUAUGCAAGCACAAUUUAGUAUUUAAAGUGAACAAUACCAUCGUCAACUUGAUCCUGUUGUCUUUAACACCCUUGCCCAUGGAAAAUGUUCAUAAAUCAACAGGGUAUUUGACAUAUGUUAGACUAUAACACAAUACGUUAGAUAUGAGAAACUGCCUAUUGAUACGGGCUUGCAGUUGUGGAUGAACCAUGGAGCAUUUCUGUGCUACAAGUAUUUUCAAAAUUGUUGUUUUUUUCUAAAUAGGAGAAAGGGAGAGUAGUAGUGGGGCUUUUGAGCAUCUCUCGAAUAAACUUCUUAUAGACUUGAGCAUUAUAGUUUGAGUUACAGAACACUGUAUAUGUAAUUACAUACUGUAAAAAAAAUUUUAAAUAUGAAGCCAAACUCUUGAAAAUUACAAAGUAUAGUUUUACUGAUUAGAGUCUAGCCUAGAGUAGUAACUGAGCUUUUCUAACUCAAUUAUCACCAUACCUUAUUUUUAAUGUUUUAGCUGUUGCGCUCUUGUUCAAAAGAACCAAAAUGUUCUCGUUUUUCUGCAUUUAACUUCUAAGCUUAGAUAGCUAGAGCUCACUUCAAGAGCUCUGAUUUUCCAGUCAUGAAGGCCUUCGUUCCACGUUUAGUCUCUAACCCGAUACCAUAAGAACUUUCAUCUUUUGACAAAGUAACCUGUAUUUUCAUAUUCUGCUCACUAUCCAAUGUAUUGUUUACUCUUAGUAAUUUUGAGAAUGAGAGGGUUUUAGUUGCACUUCAGAUUGAAACUUGAAGUGCUUAAAAGUACGUGCCGGAAAAAUUAGGGUGGCAGUUUCCUGGGAUCUUGUUUAGAAAAGGCUGUAAGUGAAAAAUUGAUGCUACCAAAUUGUGCCUUCCUAAAAAGCAUCUUGAAAGCAUUUUUUAACAUCAGUUCACAAAUAUAGAAAUAAUAUAUUGAAGCCAGAA
Molecule: messenger RNA, 3507 nt
Organism: Delphinapterus leucas (beluga whale)
Lineage: Eukaryota; Metazoa; Chordata; Mammalia; Artiodactyla; Monodontidae
Gene: PDE12
Product: phosphodiesterase 12
Biological process (GO): nuclear-transcribed mRNA catabolic process, deadenylation-dependent decay
Cellular component (GO): mitochondrion
Molecular function (GO): 3'-5'-RNA exonuclease activity
Source: RefSeq, a predicted model, not a curated record